Fraxinus pennsylvanica is the source of this 339-nucleotide messenger RNA. Lineage: Eukaryota; Viridiplantae; Streptophyta; Magnoliopsida; Lamiales; Oleaceae. The record is from the annotation of a GenBank genome assembly.
AUGGCUGACACAACUAAAAAGCGAAAGAAAGGCUCAAUUAGUGAAGAAGACGUGUCUACUCUCUUACAGAGGUACUCUUCGCAGACGGUGCUGGCAUUACUGCAAGAGGUGGCGGUGGUUUCCGAGAGGAAAAUUGACUGGAAUGCAAUGGUAAAAAAUACUUCUACAGGGAUUUCCAAUCCGAGGGAGUACCAAAAACUCUGGCGCCACCUCGCAUAUCGGGAUGACCUCGUUGAUUCAUUGAACAAUGCUGCAAACCCUCUGGUAAUCAAUAUCAAUCCCAUUAUUAAUCGCACAUGUGCAUAUGCGAGUUUAUUAACGUAUAUUGAUGACGCCUGA